Molecule: messenger RNA, 1437 nt
Organism: Dovyalis caffra
Lineage: Eukaryota; Viridiplantae; Streptophyta; Magnoliopsida; Malpighiales; Salicaceae
Source: the annotation of a GenBank genome assembly
AUGGCACAAACUGAUUCACCAACCCAUGUAGCGAUUUUCCCUAGUCCAGGGAUGGGUCAUCUCAUCCCACUGGUUGAGUUAGCCAAGAGACUCGUUCGCCAACACAACUUGUCAAUCACCUUCGUUAUGCCAUCAGACGGUUCUCCGUCUAAAGCACAAAGAUCGGUUCUUGGUUCACUCCCUAGCACAAUUGACUCAGUAUUUCUUCCCCCUGUUAAUUUAAGCGACCUCCCAGAAGAUGUCAAGAUUGAAACCGCAAUUAGCCUUACAGUGGCUCGGUCACUUCCUUCUCUACGUUAUUUUUUCAGGUCUCUAGAUGCCAGUGAUGCUAGAGUUGUGGCCUUGGUUGUUGAUCUUUUUGGAACUAAUGCAUUUGAUGUUGCUAGAGAAUUCAAUAUCUCUCCUUACAUUUUCUUUCCUGCUCCAGCCAUGGCUUUGUCUUUAUUCUUUUAUUUGCCAAAGCUUGAUGAGAUGGUUUCCUGUGAGUACGGAGAGAUGCAAGAACCCGUGAAGAUACCCGGGUGCUUACCAAUUCCUGGGGGAGAGUUGCUUGACCCAACUCAAGAUCGAAAGAAUGAUGCAUAUAAAUGGCUUCUUUACCAUACAAAGAGGUAUAGACUGGCUGAUGGAGUGAUGGUAAAUAGCUUCAUGGACUUGGAAAGGGGGGCUCUAAACGCUUUGCAAGAAGCAGAACCCGGUAAACCACCAGUCUACCCGGUUGGUCCACUGGUGAAUAUGGGUUCCAGUCCUAGUGGGGUUGAAGGGUCUGAGUGUUUGAAGUGGCUAGAUGAUCAGCCACACGGCUCGGUGUUAUUUGUUUCAUUUGGGAGUGGCGGGACCCUCUCUUAUGAUCAGAUAACUGAAUUGGCUUUGGGUUUGGAAAUGAGUGAGCAUAGAUUUUUGUGGGUUGUGAGGAGCCCAAAUGAUAAAGUAGCUAAUGCCACAUUUUUUUCCGUGGAUAGUCACAAAGACCCUUUGGAUUUCUUACCAAAAGGUUUUUUGGAUAGGACCAAAGGGAGAGGUCUAGUGGUGCCAUCUUGGGCACCGCAAGCACAAGUGUUGAGUCACGGGUCAGCAGGAGGGUUCUUAACCCACUGUGGUUGGAAUUCCACCCUCGAAAGUGUUGUCAAUGGGGUGCCAUUAAUCGUAUGGCCACUCUAUGCUGAGCAGAAAAUGAAUGCCUGGAUGUUAACUAAGGACAUUAAAGUGGCCUUGAGGCCAAAAGCCAGUGAAAAUGGCCUGAUCGGAAGAGAGGAGAUUGCAAAAGUUGUGAGGGGUCUAAUGGAAGGUGAAGAAGGGAAGAGGGUCCGCAAUAGAAUGAAGGACCUGAAAGACGCAGCAGCCAGGGUAGUCGGUGAAGAUGGAUCUUCUACGAAAGCACUGUCUGAGGUGGCUCACAAGUGGAAGAACCACAAAUGCACUGAGGAUUGUAAUUAA